AUGGCGGACCACUCUUCACCAAACCCACCAGGCACCCCUCGGUCUGGAGAAACAGCCAGAGGCAGAGGAAAUCGCGGCAGCAGAGGCAACCGGCGAGGCGGUGGUACAGGCACUGGGACUAGUUCUUCUCCAGGUGAUCAUAACCAGCAGCCGCGCCGGCAUAACCAGGGAGGAAGCGGUGGUAGAGGCCGCGGCAGAGGAGGCAGUGCACACCACGAGGGACGCGGGGCUAGGAACCUAAGACGUGGAGGAAAUCGAACGCAGGAUGGAGAUAACAGACACGAUGUCGGCGGCGAGCCACCAGGAGCGGGUGCUGAGGGCACUGGCACCUCCGGUGUUCGCCUGACCGGAGAUGCCAAACGUUCCCAGGGCGAGGAGAAGCCGACGCAGAGUCCUGGAGGACCUGCCGCCGGAGAGGAGGAAGAGGCUGAUGAGAACGAGAUAUGCUUCAUUUGCGCCUCAAAGAUUGACCAUAUCUCCGUGGCGCCUUGUAACCAUAGGACUUGUCAUAUAUGUUCCCUCAGGCUGAGAGCGUUGUACAAAACCAAGGCCUGUGCUCAUUGUCGAACUGAGUCUGAUUUCGUCAUAUUCACCAAUAAUUCCACGAAGAGAUAUGAGGAGUUUACGAACUCUGACUUUGAUCGUUCUGAUGACAAUCUGGGGAUAAAAUAUGAGCAGUUCGAGAUCUUUGAGGAUACCGUCUUGUUGCUUCGAUACAAUUGUCCGGAUAGUGAUUGUGAUGUUGCAUGUCUUGGAUGGCCAGACUUGCACCGUCAUGUCAAAAGUAAACAUGCUAAGGUGAUGUGUGAUCUUUGUACGCGAAAUAAGAAAGUUUUUACACACGAGCACGAGUUGUUCACUGCAGCAUUGUUACGAAAGCAUGAAAGAUAUGGCGAUGACAACCCAGGUGCCAUUGACCAAAGUGGUUUCAAAGGGCAUCCGGAAUGCGGAUUCUGUCGCCAACGCUUCUAUGGGGAUGACGAGCUCUAUGCACAUUGCAGAGACAAACACGAGAGAUGCCAUAUCUGUGAUCGUAGGUCCGGAGGCAGCAACCCACAAUACUAUAUUGACUAUGAUGCACUAGAGAAACACUUUAACAAAGACCACUUCUUGUGCCUUGAUAAAGAAUGCUUAGAUAAGAAGUUUGUGGUUUUUGACUCGCAAAUGGACCUCAAAGCACACCAGCUUGAGUCCCAUCCUUCUGGGCUAUCAAAAGAUGCAAGAAGAGAUGCCAGGCUCGUUGACAUGUCAACCUUUGACUAUAGAUCUCCUUACCAACAAACUCGCCCGCGCCGAGAUGGCCGUGAUGGCCGCGAUAGCAGAGGAGCUGGGAGAGGCCGCGACCCUAAUUCAGAACCAAUUCCACAGUCAAGCGCCCAACCAUUGCGGAGAGAUGAACUUGCUUACCAGCGCCAGAUGGCUAUCCAAAGCUCCCAGUCCGUUUCUACGAGAACUUUUGGCGGGCAGCUCACAUCCUCACGGCCUGUAACAACGUCAUCUGCUCCAACCACCCAAAGGCCUACACCUACAGCUACACCCGCAACAAUGGCAACACCGAAUUCAGGGUUACCUUCAAUUGAAGCCCUUGACCUUGGGCAGCCCACUGCCCCGGUAACGCCACAGGACCAUGCUAGGCAGGCAGCACACUCUGCAGUUAUGGAGCGUGCAUGUUCUCUCCUCCGAAAUGACCAGCGGAAAAUUGGCGACUUCCGGGGGAAGGUCUCACAGUAUCAAAGCAACAAUAUUGGAGCCAACCAACUUAUCGAAGCGUUCUUUUCGCUCUUCGAUGCAUCAUCAGCGGAAUUAGGGAAGCUGAUAAAAGAGCUUGCCCAUAUCUAUGAAGAUGAGAACAAACGUACGGGUCUUCUAAAGGCUUGGAAUGACUGGCGUGCAAUCAAUGAAGACUAUCCGGCGCUUCCAGGACCCAGUGGAACAACUCCAUACACCGGAACUGUUAGCGGAAUUGGCUCAGGAAAAAGAGUGUUGCGUUUAAAAUCAUCUACUACGCAGUCCUCUCGAUCAGCCUCAGGUCAAAACUCCAGGCUUUCUGGGAUUCUUCCUUCCAACUCUACCUCUAACCCUUUCCCUCCACUUUCCAACAACGCUACUAGUCGCAAACCCACUCAGGGAGGCAAUGCAUGGGGCACCACAACAGCCAUAUCAUCUGGCCCAAGCAGCUCUGGCUCUAGACUGGCAGCCUCUACUUCACGGCCAAAAGUCGCUGGGGAUUCUAAUGCGUUCCCUGCUCUUCCGGCGGCUCCCAAGCCAAACACUCUUAUGGCUGGCCUUACUCGUGGAACCGUAAGAUGGGACGACCGAAAUUCUGCAAGUGCCAGACCUUCUGCUUGGGGAUUAUCAAGCGAUCCAACGCCUGCCGAAUUGGAUUCGUCCGCUUCUCAAGAUAAAAAAGGAAAGGGCAAAAAGGGGAAGCAAGUUCUGUAUCAUUUUGGAUAA
Messenger RNA from Nannizzia gypsea CBS 118893, 2454 nucleotides. RefSeq lists its product as hypothetical. The coding region runs from base 1 to 2454 and encodes 817 amino acids. The record is from RefSeq and is a predicted model, not a curated record. Lineage: Eukaryota; Fungi; Ascomycota; Eurotiomycetes; Onygenales; Arthrodermataceae. Gene Ontology annotation, molecular function: ubiquitin protein ligase activity; ribosome binding. The transcript has 3 exons. Gene Ontology annotation, biological process: rescue of stalled cytosolic ribosome; protein ubiquitination.